AUGCCACCUCGCAAGAACGCAGAGUCGGAGGUUCGAUCUUGGGGCUUCGGCCAUGUCUUCACCUGGACCGAUGGACCGAACGCUCAUUAUCCGCCACACAGACACAAUGGCCUGACCACCCAUCUGAUUCUCGAUGGCAAGUUGACUAUCACCUACCCGGAAGACAAGGACCCGAAGAAGGAAACAUUUGGGCCGGGUGCAAGAUUAGACGUCGAUGCGAGAAGACUUCACGAGGUAUGGAUGGGGGAAGGAGGUUGCACCUAUGUUAUAGGAGAAUAA
Molecule: messenger RNA, 279 nt
Organism: Didymosphaeria variabile
Lineage: Eukaryota; Fungi; Ascomycota; Dothideomycetes; Pleosporales; Didymosphaeriaceae
Exons: 2
Coding region: 1-279 (92 amino acids)
Source: RefSeq, a predicted model, not a curated record